GUCUUCUUCCAGCUGGAUAACGAGCUCCGCCCGACAGGCGGGGGAAGAGGCAGAGCCGGGCGAGAGGGUUGAAGAUCAACUGGAUUAUGUAUUUCGUUCUGGAAUUUCAAAGCAGUCCACAAACAGUAAAUUCUUCCUUAUGUUGUCUAUGUCAGGGGGAACUAUAUUUUUAACAACAAAAAUCAGUAACUGGAAGUACAAGAUUGUUUUUUUUAAUAAUGCUAAAGUGAAGUUUUGAUCAGCAGAGGUGCUGUAACCAGAUUUGCCUUCUGGGUGUAAAUUGAAAAUGACUGAAGUUCAAGCAAUGGUAGAAUUCUCUGUGGAGCUAAACAAGUUCUACAACGUGGAUUUAUUUCAGAGAGGUUUUUACCAGAUUCGGGCAUCUAUGAAAAUUCCACCAAGAAUUCCCCACAGAGUAGAAGCUAGUUUGUUACAUGCAACAGGUAUGACUUUAGCCUUUCCAGCUUCAGUUCAUGAUUCUCUGAUUUGCAGUAAAACAUUUCAAAUUCUGUACAAAAAUGAAGAGGUUGUUUUAAAUGAUGUUAUGAUCUUCAAAGUUAAAAUGUUGUUGGAUGAAAAAAAGAUUGAAGAAACACUUGAGGAAUUGAAUUUUCUCUUAUCCUUGGAUCUACACUUCACAGAUGGAGAUUAUUCGACAGAUGAUCUGAAUGCCUUGCAGUUAAUAAGUAGCCGAACAUUGAAGCUGCACUUUAGCCUCCAUAGAGGCCUUCAUCAUCAUGUUAAUGUUAUGUUUGAUUAUUUCCACCUUUCUGUUGUAUCUAUUACAGUCCAUGCAUCAUUGGUUGCACUACACCAGCCACUGAUAAGCUUUCCUCGCCCUGUGAAGACUACUUGGUUAAAUAGAAAUGCACCAGCACAAAACAAAGAUUCUGUGAUUCCUACUCUUGAAAGUGUGGUCUUUGGUAUUAACUACACAAAACAGUUAUCACCAGAUGGUUGCAGCUUCAUCAUUGCAGAUUCCUUCCUACAUCAUGCCUAUCAUUUACAUUAUACUCUUUGUGCCACUUUGCUGCUAGCCUUCAAGGGAUUGCACAACUACUUCAUUACGGUAACAGAAGAGAUUCCCUCUUGUCAGAAACUAGAACUGGAGGAAAUGGAUGUAGAAGCUCGACUUACUGAACUAUGUGAAGAAGUUAAGAAAAUAGAAAAUCCUGAUGAACUGGCAGAACUGAUAAAUAUGAAUCUGGCACAACUUUGCUCACUUCUGAUGGCUUUAUGGGGACAGUUUCUGGAAGUUAUAACACUACAUGAAGAACUAAGAAUAUUAUUAGCACAAGAGCAUCAUACUUUGAGGGUACGCAGAUUUUCUGAGGCAUUCUUUUGUUUUGAACAUCCAAGAGAAGCUGCUAUUGCAUACCAGGAACUUCAUGCUCAGAGUCAUCUACAGAUGUGCACCGCUAUCAAAAAUACUUCCUUCUGCAGUUCUCUUCCACCCCUACCUAUUGAAUGUAGUGAAUUAGAUGGAGAUCUCAAUUCAUUACCUAUAAUCUUUGAAGAUAGGUAUUUAGAUUCAGUUAUGGAAGACUUAGAUGCGCCCUGGAUGGGAAUUCAGAAUCUUCAGAGAUCAGAGUCCAGUAGAAUGGAUAAAUAUGAAACUGAAGAAAGCUCUGUAGCAGGACUUUCUAGCCCAGAGUUGAAAGUCAGACAUGCUGGUGCCUCCAAUAUUUGGUAUACAGAAGGUGAAAAGCAGCUAACAAAAUCUCUAAAAGCAAAGAGUGAAGAAUCAAAUAAAUCCAAGGUUAAGGUUACUAAGCUCAUGAAAACAAUGAAAUCUGAGAACACAAAAAAAUUAAUAAAACAGAACUCUAAGGAUUCUGUGAUUUUGGUAGGCUACAAAUGUUUGAAAAGUACACCAUCAAAUGAUCUCACUAAAUGCUUUGAAGGCAAUCCUUCACAUAGUCAGAAAGAAGGUCUGGAUCCCACAAUAUGUGGAUAUAAUUUUGACCCAAAGACCUACGUCAGACAGACAAGUCAAAAGGAAGCUAGCUAUUUACCAACUAAUACAGAGAGAACUGAUCAGAAGUCUCCAGAUAUUGAAAAUAUGCAGCCAGACCAGUUUGAUACUUUGAACUCUGGCAGCCUAAAUCUUUGUGCAAAUUUGUCCAUUUCAGGUAAACUUGAUAUCUCCCAGGACGAUAGUGAAAUUACGCAAAUGGAGCACAAUCUGGCAUCCAGAAGUUCAUCAGAUGAUUGCCGUGAUCAUCAAACAACCCCAUCUUCAGGAGUUAGAAGAAUUGAAGUAAAGCCCAGUAACAAAGAUCCGUUCAGUGGAGAGAAAAUAACUGUUAAAAUAGGACCUUGGACAGAGCUUCAACAAGAUGAAAUAUUUGUGGAUAAUUCAUUACCCAACUUUGAUUCCUUAGAAUCUAAUGGUAAAUCUAAAUCUGUAGAAAUAACACUUGAAAAGGAAGCUUUGCAAGAAGCUAAGUGUCGUUCUAUUGGAGAAUCAUUAGCUAAAUUAAGAAGUAAUCUACCUGCUGCUUCUACAAAAGAAUAUCAUGUUGUAGUAAGUGGAGAUACAAUUAAGUUACCAGACAUUAAUGCUACAUAUGCCUCAUCUAGAUUUUCAGAUUCUGGUGUUGAAAGUGAACCAAGUUCUUUUGCAACACAUCCAAACCCUGAUACAGUGUUUGAAACUGUGCAAGGGCAAGGUCCUUACAGUAAUGAAAGAUUAUUUCCUCAGCUUUUGAUGAAAACUGAUUGUAAUGUAAAAUUUUCACUAGGAAGUCAUUGCACUGAGAGUACAAGUGCUUUAAGUGAAAUACAGUCGUCUUUGACAUCCAUAAACUCUCUCCCUUCUGAUGAUGAACUGUCACCUGAUGAAAGUUCUAAGAAAUCUUUUGUACCUGAAUGCCAUCUUAGCGAUAACAAAACUGUAUUAAAUCUAGUAACAAUUGAUUUGCCAAAAUGUGACAACAUUAAAAAAUCAAGUGUUAUUUUGCAACAGCAGAGUGUUGUAUUUUCAGGGCAUUUGGACAAUGAAUCUUUAGCAAUACAUUCCUUAAAUUCAAGCAUUAAAGACUGUUUACAAUUUGCUUUUUCAGAUGAAGAUACUUCCAGUGAUGUGAAAAGUAGUUGCAGCCCCAAACCUAACUUGGACACUAUGUGUAAAGCCUCCCAGAGUGCUGAUAAAUCUAGUAACUCUGCAGGGAUGGCAGUUACAUUAAAUUCAAAACUGAUUUGUUUAGGCACUCCUUGUGUCAUUCCAGGUUCCAUUUCUACUAAUACAGACGUAAGUGAAGAUAGAACUGUGAAAAGAAAGAAUAGUGAUGCGUUAAAUCCCAAACAAAUAUAUUCAGAAGUCCCCACAGUUGAAAGUGAAACUUAUCUGUGUACAAGUGACCCUUUUUCAGCCAGUGCUGACAUGGUAAAGCAAGGGCUUGUGGAAAAUUAUUUUGGUUCUCAAAGCAGUACGGAUGUUUCUGACACAUGUGCUGUUAGCUACAACAAUUCAGUCAGCCCUCAGAAGGAAACUUCUGAAAAAGAAAUUAGUAAUCUUAAGCGGGAACAGGGUAAAGAGGAGGAAGAGGAAGAACAGGAUCAACAAAUGGUUCAAAAUGGGUAUUAUGAAGAAACAGAUUAUUCAACUUUGGAUGGAACAGUAAAUGCUCACUAUACAAGCAGAGACGCACUAGCAGAAGAAAGACUUACAAAAUCUGAAAAAAUAAGCAAUGAAUAUCUGAGGGAUGGUAUAAAUAUGCCUACUGUUUGUGCUUCUGGUUGUUUAUCCUUCCCAUCUGCACCACGAGAGUCUCCUUGUAGUGUUAAAUAUUCUUCUAAAAGUAAAGUUGAUGCCAUUACAAAGCAGCCAAGCAGCACUUCUUACAACUUGACAUCUUCAGUUUCCUGGUAUGAAAAUUCACCAAAACCUCAAAUACAAGCCUUCCUUCAGGCAAAAGAAGAAUUGAGGCAACUGAAACUCCCUGGGUUCAUGUACAGUGAUGUUCCUCUGCUGGCAUCCUCAGUACCUUAUUUUAGUGUGGAAGAAGAGGAUGGUUCUGAAGAUGGAGUACAUCUCAUUGUCUGUGUGCAUGGUUUAGAUGGUAACAGUGCAGAUCUUCGAUUAGUAAAAACUUAUAUUGAACUUGGACUGCCUGGGGGAAGAAUUGAUUUUCUUAUGUCUGAGAGAAAUCAGAAUGACACUUUUGCUGAUUUUGAUAGCAUGACUGAUCGCCUUUUGGAUGAGAUAAUACAAUAUAUUCAGAUAUAUAGUCUAACUGUCUCAAAAAUAAGCUUUAUUGGACAUUCGUUGGGCAAUUUAAUAAUCCGUUCAGUGCUUACAAGGCCAAGGUUUAAAUAUUACCUCGACAAACUUCAUACAUUUCUGUCUCUUUCUGGACCUCACCUUGGUACGCUCUACAAUAGCAGUGCUCUUGUUAAUACAGGUCUGUGGUUUAUGCAGAAAUGGAAAAAAUCAGGUUCUCUUUUGCAACUGACAUGUCGAGAUCACUCAGACCCUCGCCAGACUUUCUUAUAUAAGCUUAGUAAUAAAGCAGGGCUUCAUUAUUUCAAAAAUGUUGUGCUGGUGGGCUCUCUACAAGAUCGCUAUGUUCCUUAUCACUCUGCCCGCAUUGAAAUGUGCAAAACAGCCUUAAAGGACAAACAGUCAGGACAGAUCUAUUCAGAAAUGAUCCACAACUUGCUUCGCCCAGUUCUGCAAAGCAAGGACUGUAAUUUGGUUCGAUAUAAUGUCAUCAACGCAUUGCCCAAUACAGCUGAUUCACUCAUUGGGAGAGCUGCACAUAUAGCUGUUCUUGAUUCAGAAAUAUUUUUAGAGAAAUUCUUUCUGGUUGCUGCCCUCAAAUAUUUCCAGUAGGGUAAAAGCAUUGUUAGAGACUUGACAAUUACCUCAUUCAACAAUGAUUCAAAUAAUGUAUUAUAUUAAAAUGUAAAUGCUAAUAAGUUCUAAGAAAUAUUUAUACCUUUUUAUAUGGAAGAUAAUUUAUAUCAUCCAUGUUUAGAGCUUUUUAAAACAUCAACUUUACUUUCUAGGUAAUGUGGCUGUGCAAUAUUUUUUUAAUUUUAUCUUUUUACUUUUCUAUUACUUUUUCAUAUAUUUUGCUACCUAAGUAUUUCAGUGAAACUUUAAGCACAUAUGUGUGUGUCUGAUUGUUUAUUAUUGCCUUUUCACAAUCCUUACAUCAGACUACAUCAUAUUAGAGGCCAUUAGUGCUGGAAUAGCAUGGGAUUUUAAAUUUUCUAGUAUUGGGGUAUUAUUUAGUUAAUUAUAAAUCUUACUUUUAACAUUUUACUGUGUUUUAACUGGAAAUAAAGUUAUGGCUGCUAAAAUAUAUUUUUUGAAAUCAAUUUCUUUUAGUCCUAAAAUAUACCUUUAUCAUCUGAUCAAACCAGGCAGUUCAUAUGUGAUAAUGUUAUAGAAGUUUUCUAUUAAGUCAUUACUGUUGCUGUUAAACAUGUCAUACCUAUUACAGUAUAUUUUCUACUGGUGAUUUCAACAUUAUUUCUCAUAUUGACUUUUAUUACUGGAACUUUACUUGUUCAUGUUAGCAGCAUAUAAAGAUUUUUUAAUAUUUGUCCUCUGCUUUGAUUUGGUUGGCAUUUUGCUAAAUUUGGUAAUGUUGCUUGAACUUUCUGACUAUAUUUCUUUAACUUUUUUCAUGGACUUUCUUAUAUGUACAUAGUAAUUAAAUGUUGGAAUUCAUGAAGUACUUUUAUGAAUUUAGAUAAUUUUUAAAUAUUAAAAUUUACUGAACUAAAGGAUAAUGUAAAUAAAAUUAUUUGUGUUAAAAGUGGAACAAAAUAAUUAACUUUACAUGUUUGGUGAUGUAGAUGCAAAUGUUUGAUAUAUGGAGAUGUUGAGACUUGACUUUACUAAAGGUGCUGAGUAGCAUUAAAUUCACUAUUUUUCUUUCCUGUUUUACUUGUGAAAAUAAUAAUGCACUAAGGGUGACUAGAAGGUCUGUUUGCCUUCACCAAUUGUGAUGACGGAAGAUUUUUGUAAGUAUGUAUUGUACAAUUGAUGCAUGCUUAUUUUUAGCAUCGUGUUAUUGCCUCUGAUGUUAAUAAAUGAACAAAUGACUAUCUAGAGGAGCAGCUAAAA
This is a messenger RNA of Galeopterus variegatus (Sunda flying lemur), 6082 nucleotides long. RefSeq names its product family with sequence similarity 135, member A (gene FAM135A). The record is from RefSeq and is a predicted model, not a curated record. Lineage: Eukaryota; Metazoa; Chordata; Mammalia; Dermoptera; Cynocephalidae. The coding region runs from base 287 to 4837 and encodes 1516 amino acids. The transcript is spliced from 22 exons.